CACCACCUACAUCUUGAUACCCCUUUGCUUCACUCGGGCUGUCACCAGAUUGGUUAUCGCCAUAGAUGAGCGAAUUUGGGGGGACUUUGCGCUCGUCUUAGUUAUAAAGCCUCCCAGUGGUUGAUAGGAACCAUAUCAGUCUCAAGUUCUGUUCGCUCAAAAACUCAAUUUUUUUUUCUUGUAUCGCUUAUCAGAGAUGUCCGAUACCAAGGCUCGACUUGCCGCUCAGAGAUCCUCUCCACUCCCCGCUAGUUACAUACCUGUAGCUCAAUCCCCGGAGCAGGUUGCUCCCACAUUAGAGACUCCUCAGAGCGGAGACACCCUACCAGAAGUGCCUGCCACGCAUGUCGAAAAACAAGACAACGUCCUUGCAUACCUCGCGACAAAAGAGUUCUACAUUACCCUUUUCCUCGGACAGGUUCUGGCUAUCACCAACACUGCCUGUAGCACAUUCAGCACACUACUGGUCAGCGAGGGAACCUCAAUCCCGGCUUUUCAGACAUUCUUCAACUACUUUCUGCUCAAUGCUAUCUUCACCCCAUAUACCAUAUACUGUUAUGGCCUGAAAGGCUGGACACGGGUAGUGCUUCAGCACGGUUGGAAAUAUAUAAUUUUGGCCUUCUGCGACGUGGAAGGUAACUAUUUCAUUGUGCUGGCCUAUCGCCAUACGACUAUGCUGAGCGCCCAGUUGAUAAAUUUCUGGGCCAUUGCGGUCGUGCUCAUUGUGUCCUUCACAAUCUUGCGCGUGCGUUACCAUAUCACACAGGUGUUAGGUAUUAUGAUCUGUAUUGGCGGCAUGGGCUUCCUGAUUGCUUCGGACCGGAUCACUGGUGCCGAUGACGGGAAUUAUUCGCGCGCCGAUUUGAUCAAAGGCGACCUCUUCGCACUCCUGGGCGCGACAUUCUACGGACUUGCCAACACGGGUGAGGAGGUCUUUGUCAGUACGGCCCCGGUAUACGAAGUUUUGGGCCAAAUGGCCAUGUACGGCAUGGUCAUAAAUGGCGUCCAGGCGGGCGUUUUCGACCGCAACUCGUUCCAUAAUGCGAUCUGGAACUCCCAGGUUGGUAUCUACUUGACAGGAUAUACGCUGUGUCUUGCUUCCUUCUAUUGUAUGGUACCGCUGCUGUUCCGGCUGUCAUCGGCGGCAUUUUUCAACAUAUCGAUGCUGACGAUGAACUUCUGGGGUGUUCUCAUCGGGGUCGGGGUGUUUCACUACACAAUCCACUGGAUGUACCCGAUUGCUUUCGCGCUCAUUAUCCUCGGGCAGCUCAUCUACUAUCUGGGGCGGCGCGUGCUGGGAGAAGCGCGCAAACCCUGGCUGGGACGGAACCAAGAAUGCGGCGUGUCGGGACUGUUUACAGCACGAAGAAAGAUCGAGACCGCUGCCGGCCGGAGUCGCAGCGACUCCAUAUCCACGACUUGUUCAGAGCGUGAUCCUAUGCUACCACGUGCCAGUGUGGCUGAGGAAGCAGCUUAGGGACCCUGACGUCCUGCUGAGUACAUUCAUUAAAAUAAAGAGAAAUUGGUUAAACGACGGCAUGAUUAUGAUCGACCCACAAUAGCGCUUGCAUAGUUCAGCGAAAUCAUGUUUUUAGACUAUGACAUUAUAUAUACAAGGCGACAAGGAUUGGUACUUACUAGUAAUCAAUACACAGCAAUCAUUAUAU
Messenger RNA from Aspergillus welwitschiae, 1667 nucleotides. Its product is annotated as DUF914 domain membrane protein. Gene Ontology annotation, biological process: transmembrane transport. The transcript is spliced from 3 exons. Gene Ontology annotation, cellular component: membrane. Bases 197 to 1477 code for a protein of 426 amino acids. The record is from RefSeq and is a predicted model, not a curated record. Lineage: Eukaryota; Fungi; Ascomycota; Eurotiomycetes; Eurotiales; Aspergillaceae. Gene Ontology annotation, molecular function: transmembrane transporter activity.